Delphinapterus leucas (beluga whale) is the source of this 2568-nucleotide messenger RNA. RefSeq names its product PVR cell adhesion molecule (gene PVR). The record is from RefSeq and is a predicted model, not a curated record. Gene Ontology annotation, molecular function: cell adhesion molecule binding. NCBI's taxonomy places the organism in Eukaryota, Metazoa, Chordata, Mammalia, Artiodactyla, Monodontidae. Gene Ontology annotation, cellular component: plasma membrane; focal adhesion; apical junction complex. Gene Ontology annotation, biological process: homophilic cell-cell adhesion; positive regulation of immunoglobulin mediated immune response; acrosome assembly.
GACAACGACAGAGGAUGCUCGAUGCGGGGGGAGGGAGCAGCGGCACAUAACCCCGUUGCCGUUGGACCCCACAUGUCUGACUCUAAGGACACGGCCGUUCCUUCAUGCAUGCAUUCAUCUCACACACGUUUAUUAUAGAGUUCCUACUGUGGGCAGCCUUCCAAGUUACUGGGGAUACAGCACUGAUGUCAGACGGCGGUGGGCUCAAAAUAGCUUUUGGCGUUUUAAUACAUGUGUGAGCUCAGGAAAGUGACCUGAGCUCUCUGUUUCCAUAAAAUGUGUGUUGGGGACGGGGCAGGGGGUGGAAUUCUACCUACCUAGUAAAACCGUGUCUUGGGAAGAUGCUGAGCUAGGUCAGCUGCACUGGAGAAGAACAAUAAUGAUAACGAUAAUUCACGUGAACAGUAACAGCACUGAAUGCAGGCUCGGGGAAACCAGAGUCUGGCCAUGUCCCAAAAGGUCUCAAGCCAGGCUCUGCCCCUCACUUGCUGGUUAGCUUAGGCAAGUAGCUUGAACCUGCAAGGCUCUCGUGCCCCCUCUGACCAAUGGGGAUGAAACUACUGGUGCUCCCAGUGUGGAUCUCAUGGGCCCUUGGAGAGGGUUGGAGGAGGCCUCACCUAAGGGAGCAGCCCAGUGCCUGGCACACAGUGGAGCUCGGGCCUAGCUAUUACUCAGAGUACAAAGCCAGAGAAAGGCCACUUCAUCCAGUUUCAUCCUCAUAGCGGUCUUGCCAUCAAGAGAAGGAGAAGGAGACUCACUUGCCCAGAGCGGUCUUGCCUCAUGGAGGGAGAAAAACCAAAGAAAAGAGGGACCGAGACAAUCGGAGUGCUGGCCCCAGCCCAGGUGCGCGGCUUCCUGGGCGACACCACAGAGCUGCCGUGCAAACUGCAGCCUCUGGGGCACAACGUGACGGUGACGCAGGUGACCUGGACUCGGCAGAAGCUGAAGGAGGCCUCCCGCAGCGUGGCGGUCUUCCACCCCACCCAGGGCCCCAGCUUCCCGGAGCCCGGCCGGUUGGAGUUCGUGGCCGCCAGGCCAGGCGAGGAGCUGCGAGACGCAUCGCUGGCCGUGCGGGGGUUGCGCGCCGAAGAUGAAGGCAAUUACUCCUGCCAGUUCGCCACGUUCCCCAACGGCGACAGGAGCGCCCGAACCUGGCUCCGGGUGCUCGCCCAGCCCCAGAACAAGGCUGAGACCCGGGAGAUCCCGCGCAGCCAGCUCAGCCUGGAGCCUGUGCCCGUGGCCCACUGCAUCUCCACGGGGGGUCGUCCACCCGCCCGCAUCUCCUGGUCCCCGCCCCUCGACAAGAUGGCCAAUACAAGCCAGGUGCCAGGGCCCCUGCCCGGCACUGUCACCGUCAUCAGUCUCUUAACCUUAAUACCUUCCAGCCAUGUGGAUGGCAAGAAUGUCACUUGCAGAGUGGAGCACGAGAGCUUCGAGGAGCGGGUGGUACUGCCCAUGACCCUCAGCGUGCCCUACCCCCCCGAGGUCUCCAUAUCCGGCUAUGAUGGCAACUGGUACAUCGGCCGUAGUGAGGCCUCCCUGCACUGUGACGUCCGCAGCAAACCAGAGCCCACAGGUUAUAACUGGAACACGACCAUGGGACCCCUGCCACCCUCUGUUGUGGCCCAGGGCGCCCAGCUCCUGAUCCAUACCGUGGACGAGUCCAUCAACACGACUUUCAUCUGCCUUGUCACCAACGCCCUAGGGACUGGCCAGGCAGAAGUGACCGUCCUGGUCACAGGACUUCCCAGGGAGCCAUCACAUUCGGGCUCGUCCUCUGGGAUCAUUAUCAUCCUGACUUUCACUAUCACCCUGGUUGGUCUACUCCUGCUGGGGCUCCUGAUUUAUUUCUGGAAAUCCAGAAACUUCCGUUGGAACCGGCACAGCUCGUCUGCUAAUGGGAAUGUCAUCUAUUCAGCUGUUGGCUGUAAUGCCAGCUCUCCGCAGGAUCCACCGACAGAGGGCACGAGGUGACAGCGUCGGGACUGAACAGAGAGAGUCCUCACUGGAGCUGGUGAGGAAGUGGGCCUCGCAGCUGGACACCCACCCCACCUCAAUGGAUGACGUCUCCCUCCAAAGAGACCGGCCACCCUUCCCGUGCCAGACCUCAAGAGUGUCCCCUCUGCCUCAUAACACAGUUCAGGGGUCCUCAAGACCAACCCUCAGGUUGAGUCACUCAGUGUAAGGAGUCACAGAACUCAGGAAAGCUGUUUACACACGGUUACGGUUUACUACACUGCAAGUGUGACAGAGAGUUCAAACUGUCUGUUGGAGAAAAUACCUUAGGGAGAUAGAGACCUUGGGGCAGAAUGCAGGGCAUGAGCCACUCUGCAAGAGAAAGUGAGAAGGAUUGGGGCUUCUCUCUAGGCAGAUGGGAGAAGGCAGAACAGAGAAGGAUGGGAAAGAGAUGCGACCCAGCAGCAUGGGAGUGGUAAGGGGGUGACAAGGCCAGUGGGGCUCCACAGCGUCAGGGACACAAAGGGAUACUGGUUGCCUUGCUGCCACAUAAACCCCUUGUCCGUCCCCAGCCCCCAAACACCUCAUUAAAGUUUAUUUAUUACACCUCAA